Messenger RNA from Sitophilus oryzae (rice weevil), 1503 nucleotides. Its product is annotated as 5-hydroxytryptamine receptor-like. Gene Ontology annotation, cellular component: membrane. The record is from RefSeq and is a predicted model, not a curated record. Gene Ontology annotation, biological process: adenylate cyclase-activating adrenergic receptor signaling pathway. NCBI's taxonomy places the organism in Eukaryota, Metazoa, Arthropoda, Insecta, Coleoptera, Curculionidae. Gene Ontology annotation, molecular function: G protein-coupled receptor activity. The transcript has 7 exons. Bases 1 to 1503 code for a protein of 500 amino acids.
AUGCCGAUCUGUUUUAUCAACGAUACUCGGGAAAAUUCCACUCUUAACGAAACUAUUAUUGGUCUCGAUUCUAUGGAGCCCCUCGCCGACGUCAUCCUUAUGAGCGCAUUAUCUGUGGUUCUUGGCUUGAUGAUUCUUGUAACUGUUAUUGGUAAUGUUUUCGUUAUCGCCGCUAUUCUUCUCGAGAGGAACCUUCAAAACGUAGCCAACUACUUGAUCGUGUCCCUUGCUGUGGCCGAUCUAAUGGUAGCAUGUUUAGUUAUGCCCCUGGGAGCCGUCUACGUGAUAAGCAAUAAUUGGAUAAUGGGGCCCGAAUUGUGUGAUAUGUGGACUUCAAUUGACGUUCUAUGUUGCACCGCUUCGAUUUUGCAUUUAGUGGCAAUUGCACUUGACAGGUAUUGGGCUGUAACGAACGUCGAUUAUAUCCACACCAGGAACGGUAAUCGCAUAGGGCUAAUGAUCCUCAUCAUCUGGAUAAUAGCUCUAGUGGUUUCUUUAGCACCUCAGAUACCUCAGUUUAAAGAUCCCGAAUAUUUGUACAGAAUAGAAGUGAAAAGACAAUGUUUAGUUAGCCAAGAUGUUAAAUAUCAAAUUUUUGCAACUAGUUCUACGUUUUACGUUCCUUUGUUAGUUAUAUUCGCACUGUAUUGGAAAAUAUUUCAAGCGGCCCGAUACAGAAUACGUAGAAGGAGGGAAUUGAAGAGCCAGAACUUUGAAAAAGUCGAAAGAACUAAUAAUAACAGUAGAAUUGUAUAUUUAAGAUUAACAAACACAUUCCUAGCCAAACGACGAUUCCUGAGAGUGAAAAAAUCUGCUGGAAAAACUCAAACAGCAGAAGCGUUGGUAGGUUCACUUGUUAUGAUGGAAGGCCAAUCCACAACAACAAUGGAAAUACUAGACGAACACGAAGAGCAAACUAGUAGUAACGAUCAAGAAGUAAGUGAAGAAACGACAGCCUUUACAAUAUCAAGACCUCCGACUGAAGACGGUGGUCCAGAACAAAGAUUAACGGUGUCAAAUAAUGUCUCACCGGAGAAGUCAUCACCUGCUGCUAAUAAUGGAUCUACUAGUCAUGUUAGUCAUCAGAGUCAUAUUAUUAAUACAAGCAAAACGGAGAUCGUGCAAACAGAAAGUCACAGUCACGAACCGUCACCGGUCGCCAGUUCCAGGGACAAACACCAAUCCAGACGAGAUAAGAAGGAAAGUCUGGAAGCAAAACGAGAAAGAAAAGCGGCGAAGACGCUCGCCAUAAUUACAGGCGCAUUUGUAAUGUGCUGGUUGCCGUUUUUUAUCUUAGCCUUGCUAAUGCCUCUCUGCGGUGACUCUUGCACAAUAAGCGAGUUUAUCAUGAGCUUCGCUUUGUGGCUUGGAUACUUCAAUUCCACUUUGAAUCCAGUGAUUUACACAAUAUUCAAUCCUGAGUUUCGACAGGCUUUCAAACGAAUCUUAUGCGGUGGACAUAGACAGCAUACCAGAAAUUUUAGAUCUGGCAAGGUUAGGUAA